UUACCCUCACCCGCCGCCAGGAGAGCUUCUGGGGCAGCAGCGGGCGCGGUGGAGCGGGAGUCCAGCUGCAGUCAUGGAAGGGGUGGAGGACGCAGAGGCCGAUUGCUCCAUGGCGUUCGCAGAGGCGCAGAGAUGGGUGGAGGCAGUAACCGAGAAGAAUUUUGAAACAAAGGAUUUUCGAGCCUCUCUAGAAAAUGGCUUUCUGUUGUGUGAUUUGAUUAACAAGCUAAAACCUGGCAUCAUUAAGAAGAUCAAUAGACUGUCUACACCAAUAGCAGGCUUGGAUAAUAUAAACGUUUUUUUGAAAGCUUGUGAACAGAUUGGAUUGAAAGAAGCCCAGCUUUUUCAUCCUGGAGAUCUACAGGAUUUAUCAAAUCGAGUCACUGUCAAGCAAGAAGAGACUAACAGGAGAGUGAAAAAUGUUUUGAUAACCUUGUACUGGCUGGGAAGAAAAGCACAAAAUAAUCCCUACUACAAUGGUCCUUAUCUGAAUCUGAAGGCUUUUGAGACUCUUUUAGGCCAAGCUCUGACUAAGGCUCUUGAAGAUUCCAGCAGCCUGAAAAGAAGUGGCCGGGACAGUGGGUACGGGGACAUCUGGUGUCCCGAGAGAGGAGAGUGCCCUGCCCCUCCAGGCAGCCAUAGGAGGGAAGAUUCCUUUGAAAGCUUGGAUUCAUUGGGGUCUAGGUCCCUGACUAGCUGCUCCUCUGAUCUUACACUUAGAGGUGGACGGGAAGGUUGUGAAAGUGACACAGAUUGGGAAUUUACAUUCAAAAUGCAGGAUUAUAACAAAGAUGAUAUGUCCUACCGAAGGAUUUCAUCUAUUGAACCAAAGUCUGCUCUACCAUUCAAUCGCUUCUUACCUAACAAAAGUAGACAGCCAUCCUAUGUGCCAGCACCUCUGAGGAAGAAAAAGACAGACAGAAAUGAGGAUAACAGAAGAAGUUGGGCCAGCCCGGUCUACACAGAAGCAGAUGGAAUGUUUUCAAGUAACCAGAGGAGGACUUGGGGCUCCAAGACAGAGAACUGGCCAGCAGUCCGAGAAACUUCAACUUCCUUUUGUUAUUUGGAAGAGGAAGAAGAAAAAAUAACAAGUAUACCCAACAUUAUAAAGGAUGAUCUUUAUGUACGAAAGCUAAGUCCCAUUCUUCCAAGCCCAGGGAGUUCUGUCGAUCAGUUUCUUCCCAAAUGUUGGACCCCAGAAGAUAUGAACUGGAAAAGAAUAAAAAGGGAAUCUUAUAAGCCAUGGUAUAAGGAAUUUCAGGGAUUCAGUCAGUUUUUGUUGCUUCAGGCCCUCCAAACAUACUCUGACGACAUCUUGUCUUCUGAAACAAAUGUCAGAAUCGAUCCCACCUCUGGCCCAAGGCUCAUAACUCGCAGAAAGAACCUCCCUCAUGUGCCCGGCUAUCAAGGAGAUGUCCUUGAGAUGCCAGCCCUGGAUCCUGACUUAGAAAAUGAUGAUUUCUUUGUUAGAAAAACUGGGGCUUUCCAUGCGAAUCCAUGUGUUCUUCGAGCUUUUGAAGACUUUAGAAGGUUCUCUGAGCAAGAUGAUCCUGUUGAACGAGAUAUAAUUUUGCAGUGUCGGGAAGGUGAAGACGUACUUCCAGAUUUAGAGAAAGAUGAUAUGAUUGUUCGCCGAAUUCCAGUACAGAAGAAAGAAGUGCCUCUGUCUGGGGCCCCAGAUAGGUACCAGCCGGUCCCUUUCCCCGAACCCUGGACUUUGCCUCCUGAAAUUCAAGCGAAAUUUCUUUGUGUACUUGAAAGGACAUGCCCACCCAAAGAAAAUAGUAACAGCUGUAGAAUAUUAGUUCCUUCCUGCCGGCAGAAUAAAGAUGACAUGUUGACUCGCAAGAUCCAGUCUUGGAAGCUGGGAACUGCUACACCUCCCAUCAGUUUCAAGCCUGGCCCCUGCAGUGAAGCCGACCUGCAGAAGUGGGAGGCCAUCCGGGAGGCCAGCAGGCUUAGGCACAGGAAACGGCUGAUGGUUGAGAGACUCUUUCAAAAGAUUUAUGGUGAGAAUGGGAGCAAGUCUAUGAGUGACGUCAGUGCAGAGGAUGUUCAGAAUCUGCGUCAGCUGCGGUAUGAGGAGAUGCAGAAAAUAAAAUCACGAAUGAAAGAACAAGAUCAGAAAUGGCAGGAUGACCUUGCAAAAUGGAAAGAUCGUCGGAAAAGUUACACUUCAGAUCUGCAAAAGAAAAAGGAAGAGAGGGAAGAGAUUGAAAAGCAGGCUCUUGAGAGGUCUGACAGAAGCUCCAAGACAUUCAAGGAAAUGCUGCAGGACAGGGAAUCCCGAAAUCAAGAGUCUACAGUUCCUAGGAGGAGGUUGUAUUCUGAUGAUGUCUUGGAUGAUGAAGUGGUCCCUCCAACAGUGACUCUGUCAGAAGGCAGCUACCAGAGUGAGAUAGUGGAAGAGAAGGGAGCAGCUUAUCUCAGUGAGAAUCCCAAAGAAGAUGCCACAACUUUCACGAAUAGACAGGACAGUACAGCAGCUGAAAUGCAGCAUCCUUCUAACAGCACUGCAGAAGAACAGCAUCUGGACCUUCUGUCUUCUCAGCCUCCAGCAAAUACACGAAUGGAACAGACUCAGGUUUCAGCUUCUCUCCCCAGAAGCUACCAGAAAGCUGAUACAGUCAGGUUAACAUCUGUGGUUACAGCGAGACCUUUUGGCGCCCAGUCAAGGGGAAUCUCAUCACUCCCCAGAUCCUACACGAUGGAUGCUGGAUGGAAGUAUAAUGGAAAUGUUGAUGCUGCCAAGGGAACUCAACACAAUUUGGUCAGCGCCCCUGCCCAGAAGCCUGAUGCCAGCCAACUUGUUUCAAGCUCAUUCAGUGAAAGAGAGGCAGCCACAGUAGAAGAUAUGGCAAGGGUACCGUCUCCUACACCCCCUUCCUCAUCUCUCUCUCAAGACCAGGCUACCAUUUCAAAAACAACACUCUCUUCAAUGUCCGGUCUAGAUUCAGUGUCUGACUCUGGAGAAGGAAGGACCUCACCACUGAGGGAGGCGUCAAGGUCCCAGGAUCAGUUCAGUGAUAUGAGAAUCAGCAUAAACCAGACGCCUGGGAACAGCCUUGACUUUGGGUUCACAGUAAAAUGGGAUUUUUCUGGGAUCUUCAUAGCAUCAGUUGAAGCAGGUAGCCCAGCAGAAUUUUCUCAGCUGCAGAUAGAUGAUGAAGUUCUUGCUCUUAACAACACCAAGUUUUCAUAUAAGGAUACAGAAGAGUGGGAGGAAGCCAUGGCGAACGCUCGAGAAACUGGAAGCUUAGUGAUGGAUGUCAGGCGCUAUGGAAAGUCUGACUGGGGCAAAGACCUACCUUCCCUACCAUUCACACGGCAUAAAACCCUCAAUCUCACCAGUAUGGCUACCAAAAUUAUAGGUUCAGCUGAAACAAAGUGGAUUGAUACAACUUCAGGAAUUUACAGCUCAGACAAAUCUUCAAGUCUAUCGACAACAACUGAUUUCUCCGAAAGUCUUCAAAGUCCUUAUACAAAAUCGAAAGAAAUCAAUGGAAUUCAUGAGGAAACCAACUCUUUUGAAUCAAAAGCAUCAGAAUCCAUUUCUUUGAGAAAUUUAAAAAGGCGAUCACAGUUUUUUGAACAAGGAAGCUCUGAUUCUGUGGUUCCUGAUCUUCCAGUUCCAACUCUCAGUGCCCCAAGUCGCUGGGCAUGGGAUCAAGAGGAGGAGCGUAAGCGGCAGGAGCGGUGGCAGAAGGAGCAGGACCGACUACUGCAGGAAAAAUACCAGCGUGAGCAAGAGAAACUGAGGGAAGAGUGGCAGAGGGCUAAACAGGAGGCCGAGAGAGAGAGUUCCAAGUAUUUGGAUGAGGAGUUGAUGGUCUUAAAGUCAAACAGCGUUUCUCGGACCACCCAGGAGCCUGCGGUUGCCACCUGGGAAGCCAACUGGAGUGAAGGAUCCAAGUCUUCCGACAGAGAAGGAACUCGAGCAGGAGAGGAGGAAAGUGGACAGCUGGGAGAGGAUGAUGUUCAUGAGGACCAAAGACAGAAGCUGCAGGAACAGCUUAUGCUUGAGCAGGAGAGGAAACAGAAGGAACUGCAGGCUCAGGAAGAGGAAGAGCUGCGGAAGAAGCGGGAGGCGGAGGCCCUGGCCGAGGCCGAAGCGCAGAAGUGCCAGGCAGAGAGGGAGAGGGAAACUUCAGUCAAAAUAUACCAGUAUCGGAGACCUAUUGAUUCCUAUGAUAUACCAAAGAGAGAGGAAGACUCUUCAGAGUUGCUGCCUAGUGACAGGAGUAAAUCCAGAUCUACUACUGAACUAAAUGACUAGAAGCAGCAAAUAUUUAGACCAAAUUGGCACCAGUAGCUUUUCACAGAGAAGCUCCAAGAAGGAUCAAGUCCCCUCAGGAGCAGAGCUGGAGAGACAGCAAAUUCUUCAGGAAAUGAGGAAGAGAACUUCUCUCCAUAAUGACAACAGCUGGAUCCGACAGCGCAGCUCCAGCAUCAACAAAGAGCCCGUGUGUCUGCCUGGGAUUAUGAGAAGAGGGGAAUCUCUGGACAACCUGGACUCCUCGAGGCCUAGUUCUUGGCGGCAGUCCCCCUGGCACAGCCAGCCUGCAGGAGUCUAUGCCUCCUCCUCUGUCCAAGACUUCAGCCGCCCGCCACCGCAACUAGUGUCCACAUCAAACCGUGCCUACAUGAGGAACCCAUCCUCUGCUGUGCCCCCUCCUGCUGGCCCAGUGAAGACCACCACUAUGGGCACUCCCACCCUGAGGUCUCCCACCCCUCGCAGUCAUUCCCCUUCGAUGACACAGUCAGGUUCUCAGCUCCGGAGCAGGUCAGUGAGUGGGAAGCGCAUGUGCUCCUACUGUAAUAACAUUCUGGGCAAAGGAGCUGCCAUGAUCAUCGAGUCCCUGGGUCUUUGUUAUCAUUUACAUUGUUUUAAGUGUGUAUCCUGUGAGUGUGACCUCGGAGGUUCUUCCUCAGGAGCUGAGGUCAGAAUCCGAAACUACCAGCUGUACUGCAGUGACUGCUAUCUCCGAUUCAAAUCUGGACGGCCAACCGCCAUGUGAUGUCAG
Nannospalax galili (Upper Galilee mountains blind mole rat) is the source of this 5024-nucleotide messenger RNA. RefSeq names its product LIM domain 7 (gene Lmo7). NCBI's taxonomy places the organism in Eukaryota, Metazoa, Chordata, Mammalia, Rodentia, Spalacidae. Gene Ontology annotation, biological process: regulation of signaling; regulation of cell adhesion. The record is from RefSeq and is a predicted model, not a curated record. Gene Ontology annotation, molecular function: protein binding.